Eimeria mitis is the source of this 4167-nucleotide messenger RNA. RefSeq lists its product as uncharacterized. The record is from RefSeq and is a predicted model, not a curated record. Gene Ontology annotation, biological process: microtubule-based movement. Gene Ontology annotation, molecular function: microtubule motor activity. The coding region runs from base 1 to 4167 and encodes 1388 amino acids. NCBI's taxonomy places the organism in Eukaryota, Apicomplexa, Conoidasida, Eucoccidiorida, Eimeriidae. The transcript is spliced from 4 exons.
AUGAGCUGCGCCCUAGCAGCAGCAGCAGCAGCAGCAGCAGCAGAAGCAGCAGCAGCAGCAGCGCUAGCAAGAAUAGCAAUAGAAGCUGCAAGGGCAGCAGAAGAAAACGCAGCAGCAGCAGCAAAAGAAGCGGCAGCAGCAGAGGCAGCAGCAAAGGCAACCGUAACCGCCGCAGCAGAAGCAGCAGCAGCAGCAACAGCAGCAACAGCAGCAACAGCAGCAGCAGCAGCAGCACAUCUGCUGCAUCUUCUCAGCAUGCCGUCGAAGGGAAAACAAACGGAGAGAGUGCUGCAGCAGCAGCAGGAGCUGCUGCUGAAGAAGAAGGAUCCAUCUGCUGCUGCUGCCGAGGAGGGGCCGGGGUGUACAGACAGCCAGCAGCAGCAGCAGCAGCAGCAGCAACAAGAGCAGCAGCAGCAGCAGCAGCAGCAGCAGCAGGGUGAUACAGCCCCUCCCCGACCCUCCCGGUCAUUUUUUUCGUUUUUCUUUUCUGCGUUUCAAUCCACAAAAAGCGGAGAGGCAGAUAGCCAGCCAGCAGCAGCAGCAGCAGCAGCAGCAGCAGCAGGGGGAGCAGCAGCAGCAGCAACAACCGCAGCAACAAACCAGCCGAAUGUUUCUUCUUCUCUCCCGGCAAUAAUAGCUCCUUUAUCAUCUUCUUCAUCACUAUCCUUAUCCUCAACAACAGCAGCAGCACCAUCAACAUCAGCAGCAGCAACAGCAGCAACAGCAGCAACAGCAGCAGCAGCAGCAGCAGCAGCAGCAUCAUCUGCUUCUCUACCUCUCCGCCGCGGUUCUUCUGCUUCUUUAUCUCACACAGAUAUCAGCGGCAACACUCUCCCCUAUCUAAAACGAUGGAAACCACCAGCCCGCAACGCGAGUAUGUUUGCAGCCUUAACCACUCUAGAGCCGCUGCGGGGGCCCCCCGCCGCUUUCGGAAGACAAGAGAAACGGGGGGGAGCAGCUGCAAGUGAUGCUGCUGCUGCUGCUGCUGCUGCUGCUGCUGCACCUGUUGCUGCUGGUAAUAGCAGCAGCAGCAGCAACAGCAAGCGCAGAAGUAGCAGCUGCAGCAGCGUGAGGAAAGGAAUAUGGGGAGGAGAAGCAAAGGACGAGAUACAGGGCACCACGCUGCAUAGAAACGGCGUCGCUGGCAGCAGCAGCAGCAGCAGCAACAGCAGCAGCAGCAGCAGCAGCAGCAGCAGCAGCAGUAGCAGCAAUGACAUCUCCAAAAAGGCGACGUUUCCUCCUGUAUCACAAGAGCAUCCCGCUGGUGAUGCCAGUCCUUCUGCUGCUGCAACUGCUGCAGCAGCAGCAACAGCAGCAGCAGCAGCUGCUGCUGCUGCUGCUGCUGCCCCUGCAGAGCCUUCACGAGCUCAAGCCGCAACACAGUGCACAGACAGCAUGCCGGCUCCCCUUGCAGCAGCAUCAGAUGCAGCAGAUGCAGCAUCAGCAGCACCAGCAGCACCAGCAGCAGCAGCAGCAACUGCAGCAGCAGCAGCAGCAGCAGCAGCAGCAGCAGGAGAGGGUGAGAGUCGGGGUGUAUCGGACCCGUUCUGCGAGCUGCUGGAGAGCCCAACAGUGCAGCCUUCUUUUGCUUCUUCUUUUGGCGUUUUCUCCGCCGCCAGCAACAAACAAAUAAACAAAAAAAAUAAACAAAUAGAAAACAACAACAACAAUAAAAACAAAGAAACGUCAGCAUACAGCGACACCACCUCGGAAGCAACGCAGCAGCAGCAGCAACAGCAACAGCAGCAGCAGCAGCAGCUCGACGAGGAACUGCAGACGCGGGCAACAGCAGCAGCAACAGCAGCAGCAACAGCAGCAGCAGCAGCAGCAGCAGCAGCGGAGAUCCCCGAUGGCGAUGACGGCCGAAUAAAAGUUAUUGAUAUGCAGACAGAACAAAAAAUACAAAAAAAUAAACAAACUAAUGCUGAUGCAGCAGAACCAACGCCGCCUGCUGCUGCUGCUGCUGCUGCUGCUGCUGCUGCGACAACCAGCGGUCCUGGCGAGGCCCCCAAAGCGGCAGCAGUAGAAGAAACAGCAGCAGCAGCAACAGCAGCAACAGCAGCAACAGCAACAGAAGCGUUAACAGCAGCAGAAGCACCAACAUCACCAACAGCAACAGCAGCAGCAGCAGCAGCAGCAGCAGCAGCAGCACAACAACCCAAAGGAUGGCUUGCCGGGCCUGAGGUGUACAGACGGCUCAUCGACGGCAUCACCCAGCUAGCGCAGCAGACAGGCUUAGCGAGGCCGCUGCGUCUCGAGGCUCCAGCUAGCGAUGCAGCAGCAGCAGCUGCUGCUGCAACAACUCCUGCUGCAGCAACUGCUGCUGCUGCUGCUGCUGAUGAUGAUGAUGAUGAUGAUGAUGAUGAUCGUCCCCCCACGCCAGAAGCCGACAGCGCAGGCAGCAGCAACCCUGUAUCCUCCCUUUCGGAGGUAGUGGAAAGAAAGCAGCAGCUACAGCAGCAACAGCAGCAGCAGCAGCAGCUGCAGCAGCAGCUGUUGCAGCACCAGCAGCAACAGCAGCAGCCUCCAUCUGCCGUUGCUGCUGAGCUCGAUACACCACCUGAAGACAGCAGCAGCAAGAAAGCAGCGCCAGUGAACUGGCUGUGGGGUUUGUUUUAUCCAGGACAGCCAAAGGAUGCUGCUGCUGCUGCUUCUGCUGCUUCUGCUGCUUCUGCUGCUGCUGCAUCUGCUGCUGCUGCUGCACCUGCAUCUAAAGGAGACAGCCGCGAUCCGAGCAGCGUAGCUGCAAGUUACCUCGCAAGCAAAGGGGGCCCCCCGGGGGGCCCCCCGUCAGCGGGGCCCCCAGAGGAGGCCCCCCCAAGGCAGCUUGAGGGGGGGGGGCCCCCCCACUUCAAAGGGGGCCCCCACCAGCUCAGUGGGGGGCCCCCCCAGCUCGAGGGGGGCCCCCAUCAGUUCAUGGUGGGCCCCCGGCAGGUAGAGGGGGGCCCCCCAUUUGUCAUGGGGGCCCCUGGGGGGGCCCCCGUUGCUCGAUUGAGUUUAGGGUAUUCGGGUUUAGAGGGGGGGGAGGGGUUUGCAUGCGAUGAGAGACAGAGAGAAAAGAAAGAAAGAGAAGGAGGAAUAAAAACAGAAAGAAGAAACACAGACGGAGGUGGAGCCGCACCCGUCUCUUAUCAUCAUCACCACAGCAGCAGCAGCAGCAGCAGCAGCAACAGCAGCGGGAUCGGGAUGCAACAGCUGCCGGCUGAACGGCAGGCAGCAACAGCAUCUGCAGCAACAGCAGCAGCAGCAGCAGCGGCAGCUGCAGCAGCAGCAGCAGCAGCAAGGGAGCAGCAUCGCGUGCUGCAAGUCCCUGUUGACGAUAUAAAGAGUAAAAUAAUGAAUCCUGUUUCUCUUCAUUACCCUCAAAGAGCAGCAGAAGGAGAAAUAAUAUACAGCAGCAGCACGCCGCGGCUGCUGCAGCUGCCUGCAGCACACUACAGCACCGCCGCAGCUGUACAGACACAGCAGCUGCCUGUACACCUCAGCGAUGCAGGCGCACAGCACCACCAGCAGCAGCUGCUGCACCAGCAGCAGCUGCAGCAGCAGCAGCUCCAGCAGCAGCAGCAGCAGCAACAGCAACAGCAGCAGCAGCUGCCGCCUUGGGCUGUUCGGUACCCUCCCCCCCCUUCUUCUUCUUCUCUUUCUCAUUGGCAUUACCCCCCUGCUGCUGCUGCUGUACACAGCAGAGGUUUUGCUGCUGCAGUGCCAGCAGCAGCAACCACGCAGACAUCGUGGGGGGCAGCAGACGCCACGCAUGCUGCAGCACGAAGACGUGAGGCUGCUGCUGCUGAGAUGCAUGCAGCAGCAAACUUUCACCUGACGCUCCAGAUGCAGCAGCAACUACAGAUGCAUCAGCAGCAGCAGCAGCAGCAAGGUCAACUGCAGCAGCAGCUACAGCAGCAGCUACAUCAUCUGCAGCAACUACAACAACUGCAGCAGAUGCAGCAGAUACAGCAGCAACUGCAUCAACAGCAGCAGCACGGGCAGCUGCCUCUACAGCAACAGCAGCAGCAGCAGCAGCAGCAGCAGGGGCCGUUGCAGCUGCAGCUGCAGCGGCAGCAGCUGCUGCAGCUGCCGCUGCAGCAGCAAAUCCCCAACAGCACACCGGAGGUAUAUUACCCCUUCGUAGCAGAACACACUUUCCACCCACCCUACACACAACCAUGA